GCUUUUACCCCUGAACCCCUCUUGCCCCCCGCACUCCAUCGCCUCGCCUCGCCGCCGUUCCCCGCAACACCUAACGCCUCAUCCUCCUCUCCAGAUCAGAUCUUACGCCCGCCCGCCCGAGGUAGCAGCAACCAACUAUUCUGCUGCUGCAGUCUUCUUCGCCGCCAAAAGGAAAAGAUGCUCUACAAAAUCCACUCCCAUGCCGAAAUCCAAGCCCUGCAGGCCUGCACCGAUGAGCUGGGCCACUCCAAUGAGGACAUGCUUGUGAAUCUUGUCUCUCUGGAGUCGGUGCGCAUAGCGUGCGAGUCGUAUGCACUCCUCUGGCCGCUGAUCAAGGAGUUGUCCUGGGCAUGCCCGAAGCUGGAAAACCUCUCGGUCGUGGCAGCCUUGUCGCUGGAAAUCCAAAAGCUCGAGCAUGAUGUGUUACCCCAGCUCAUGGUUCAGGAGGCCAAGCUGGAAAGGGGCGCCCUGCAAGCCGUCCUAGUCAUGCAGAACUCAGCAGUUAAGCUCUUACAUCUGGCGAAGUGCUAUAAGGAAGCCUUGGGUAGAUUGCAGGAUCUGGUCUCACGCCGAGCCGAAGAUGUGAGCAUAAUGCUAGAUGAUAUUGUUGUUCAUGUACUCGAAGGUAAUUGCAACAUUUUCUGGCUUCAGGCGCGUCUCCUGGUGCUGUUCCGGAUGGUCACCAUUAUGUUGGAGACCCCGGUUUGUUUCUGUGAUCCUGUUGAGUAUUCUGAUGAGUAGACUUAUCAGCCAGCUCGAGGCUGUUGUGAUGAGUAUUUCUUUGGGGCGUGGCAAACAGUUUAGAAUCAACCCUUUAUGUUUGGAUGUGUUAUUAAUGGAUUUUAAAUGAUAUGUAUGUUGGGUAGUGUUUUCUCA
Messenger RNA from Triticum aestivum (bread wheat), 876 nucleotides. RefSeq lists its product as uncharacterized. The transcript is spliced from 2 exons. The coding region runs from base 178 to 741 and encodes 187 amino acids. The record is from RefSeq and is a predicted model, not a curated record. Lineage: Eukaryota; Viridiplantae; Streptophyta; Magnoliopsida; Poales; Poaceae.